UUCGAACUUCAUCACUUCGCAGAUGCCAGUGUCAAUGGAUAUGGUGCAUGUACUUACCUGCGAAUCAUUAACAAAUCAGAUGAAGUCCAUUGUUGCUUAGUGAUGGCAAAAUCAAGAGUCACACCCACUGCUGUCAUGACCAUCCCUCGACUCGAACUCUCAGCUGCAGUUGUUGCAGUUAGAGUCAGUGAUCUACUCGGGGCAGAGCUUGAAAUCCCAGACAUUACAGAGUUUUUCUGGACAGAUUCCACUGUUGUUCUCGGAUACAUAAAUAAUGAUGCCAAAAGGUUUCAAGUGUUCGUAGCUAAUCGCAUUCAAAGGAUCAAGUCAAGCACAAGGCCAGAACAAUGGUCGUACAUCCCAUCAGAGCAAAACCCUGCAGACUACGCUUCUCGAGGCUUAACUGCAGAACAAUUGAAGUACUCCAAUUGGUUUAAGGGACCAGCAUUUCUCUGGGAGAGGAACAUUCCUGCUAGAGAUAUGAAGGUGGGAGAGGUCAAGGAAAAUGACCCAGAACUUCGCAAAGCUUUUGUGUGUACCACCAAUGCAAAAGAAGAGCAGACUAUUCUCAACAAAUUUGAAAAGUUCUCAGAAUGGUCCCGAUUGAUAAGAGCACUUGCAACCCUGAGAAGAAAGGUUAAGGAAUGCAAGGGAGACAAACAAAGGACAAAAGAAAGUACAAGUUUGGAAGAGAGAAAAGAAACAGAACUGUUUGUCAUCAAACUUGUUCAAGAGAAAGCUUUUGCAGAAGAGAUAAAGAGUCUAAAAUCAAAUAAACCAGUUUCCAAGACCAAAAACCAUCAUCUUUACAAACUAAGUCCAUUUCUGGACGAAGACGGAGUCCUUAGAGUUGGUGGACGUUUGAGUCAAGCUGUGCUGCACUCACAUGUAAAGCAUCCAGCCAUACUUCCCAAGGACAGUCAUGUUUCAACUUUGCUCAUCAGACAUUUCCACUUGAAGGUUCAGCAUCAAGGUCGUGGAAUGACUCUGAAUGAGCUGCGUGCCAACGGUUGGUGGAUUCUAGGAAAUAGCCGUGCAGUCUCAUCAUACAUCUUCAACUGUGUCAAAUGUCGCAAAUACAGAAGGAGGACAGAGACUCAAAGUAUGGGAGAUUUGCCAGCUGAUCGAACUGAGCCUACACCACCUUUCACUUAUGUCAGAAUGGAUUGUUUUGGACUGAUAUAUUUCAAGGACGGCCGUAAGGAGCUCAAAAGAUAUGGACUGAUACUAACUUGCUUAUGUUCACGAGCCAUUCAUAUUGAAGUUGUAGAUGACCUGAGUACAGACGCAUUCCUGAAUGCAAUACGUGCGUUUAUCACAAUAAGAGGGAAUGUGCGCCAGCUAAGAUGUGGCAGAGGCACCAAUUUCGUUGGUGCUCAGAGAGAGCUUGCUGAUCUCAUGAAAGACAUGAAUCAGGAGAAAGUGAAGGCACUUGUAUGUGAGUUUCUUAUGAAUCCCCCUUCAGCAAGCCAUAUGGGUGGAGUAUGGGAGAGACAGAUAAGAACCAUCCGUAGUGUUCUUUCAGCCAUCCUUGACCAGUCAGCCAAGAGACUUGACAGUACAUCUUUGAGAACCUUUUUGUAUGAGGUUAUGGCGAUUAUCAACAGUAGGCCACUCACCAUCGAGCAUUUGAGUGAUCCAACAGGCCCUGAACCAUUAACACCUAACCAUAUUCUCACGAUGAAGUCGACCAUUAUCCAACCUCCACCAGGAGAUUUCAUGAAAGAAGAUUUGUAUCUUCAAAAAAGAUGGAGAAGAGUGCAAUAUUUGGCCAACGAGUUUUGGAUCCGUUGGAGGAAAGAAUAUUUGCUCAACUUGCAACCAAGACAAAAGUGGAAUGCACACAGAAGGGAUCUUAAGAUUAAUGAUAUAGUGCUUCUGCAAGAAGACGCGGCACCACGCAAUGAAUGGAAGCUGGCCAAAGUCACAGAUGUCUAUCCUGGAACCGAUGACAAAGUGAGAAAGGUUAGACUUUUGGUUAGUGAAAAGACUUAUGACAAACACGGUAAACAUGUGACUAAAACACUUUCAUUAGAACGCCCUAUACAUAAGGUUAUUGUUUUGCUAGAAGCAGACUAAAGAUUUUGUUUUUGUUCAUGCUGAGUAUUCUGAAUGUAAGAAAUCCCACCUGAGGAAUUGUUAGAUUCGUGGGAGUGUUGCUGCCACUUUUUCAUUUAUGCCUGUUUUGUGUGUAUUUCAUUGCUGUUGUGGAUAUGCGCCACCAGGGGGCGCAUGGAGGGGCUUUGUAUGCAGAUUAGAGAUUAGUUUUCUAAGAAGAAGCGAUUUCCAGAGAGAGCUGAUGCAUGUGUCGGUCACAGGGUCGGUCACAAAGUUUAAGUAAAGCAAGAAAGAAGAAACCCAAGAAUAAUUCCACUCUAUUCUGGUACUCAGCCAACGAGUUUUCACGGUGUGGUUUAUGAGUCUGAACAAGCAAGAUUCAAUAAAUCCAUCGGUAGAGAAAGCCACUUGUGCCUGUCGUACCUGGGAGAAUUACAG
Cyprinodon variegatus (sheepshead minnow) is the source of this 2496-nucleotide messenger RNA. RefSeq lists its product as uncharacterized. The record is from RefSeq and is a predicted model, not a curated record. Lineage: Eukaryota; Metazoa; Chordata; Actinopteri; Cyprinodontiformes; Cyprinodontidae. The transcript has 2 exons. Bases 103 to 2079 code for a protein of 658 amino acids. Gene Ontology annotation, biological process: DNA integration. Gene Ontology annotation, molecular function: nucleic acid binding.